GAGAUCUGCAGCACCAUGCACACGACUUUCAGCAUCACAUUUCUGUUUCUCCUGCAGAUGUCUGUAGUGAGCUCUGAUGCACCGGUGAACUGUGUCUGGGGUCCGUGGUCCUCCUGGUCCCCCUGCAACGCCUGCACAAAAACACAGACUCAAUUCCGCUCUGUAGCCGUGUACCCACAGUUUCAAGGUUAUUUGUGUUCUGGGGACUCAAAAAGAACACAAGCAUGUCAGACUACUCAGGGCUGCCCCCUAGAGGAGGGAUGUGGGAACCGCUUCCGCUGUCAAUCUGGAAAGUGUGUGAGUCAGAUUUUGGUGUGCAAUGGUGAUCAUGACUGUGAGGACGGAUCAGACGAGUGGAAGUGUGACAGUCAGUAUGUGUGUGAAUUCCAAAGACCACCACCAAAGAUAGAAGCUACUGGAAAUGGGUAUGACAUGGCGAAGAAGGAGUUUAGAGCCAGUGUAAUAAACACUCAAUUAUUCGGAGGUCAAUGCAGAAAAAUAUUCAGUGGAGAUCAUCAGAACUUCUACAGACUUCCACAGAGUGUCGUGGGUUACUCCUUUGAGGUUUCAGCGAGUAAUGACCUGUCAAGUGAGUUCUAUGAGAGCUCCUGGCAUUACAUGAAGAAUAUCGAUACAAAAGAGGAGACCACCGGAACCACGUACGGACACUAUCGCUACACCCACAACGAGGAUCUGAAGAAGAUACAGUCGAAGCAGUUGGUGGAGAUCAGCAGUACUGUAGAAGUGGCUCGUGUCCAGAAUCAGGUACCGCAGUACCUCCCUAUCUCUGAGGUAUUCUGGUCGUCUCUGUACUCACUUCCUGUAGUGUACGACUACGCUGCCUACCGCCAAGUGCUGGAGAAAUUUGGGACACACUACGUUUCUGAGGGAACUUUAGGAGGACAAUUCACAGCUAUGCUCUACUUUAGCAGAGACUACAUCGAGAGUAAAAAGAGAACAGCUUGGGAUUUUAAGAAGUGUGUUACGGAGACACACACACUCUUUUUCUUCAUUCGUUGGACUACAACACGGUGCAAGACAGAUUUUGAUGAUAUAAUAAAAACCAGCAAGACUGAUGAUGUAUUAAACCUGAAGAGGGGUGAUGUGUUUGGAGGAGACACGGCGUACAGCCCCACACUCACCAUCCUGGACGGUAAUAAAGCAGCAGAAAACUGGAAUGCAUUUUCCAAGUGGGCCGGCUCUGUGAAGAAUCUCCCAGUUCUCCUCAACUUCAAGACACGGCCGUUGUAUGAGUUGGUGAAGGAGGUGUCAUGUUCUGAGGUGAAGAAAAUCUACCUGAAGCGAGCGACAGAAGCGUAUCUGAGGGAAACAGACACAUGUCACUGCAGUCCCUGCAGAAAUAAUGCUCUCUCUGUACUCAAAAACGGAGUGUGUGUGUGUGUGUGUAAACUGGGAACAGAGGGACCUGCAUGUGAGAGUGGAACACCAGUAAAUGAACAACCAGGUGUGAUUGAUGGAAGUUGGUCCUGCUGGUCAGAGUGGAGUUCCUGUUCUGGAGGUCGACACAGAAGAACUCGUUCCUGCUCACGUCCUGUACCUCAGAACGGAAAGAACUGCAUCGGGAAUGCAGAAGAAACUCAGAAUUGUGAUGACGAGCAGCAGCUGCAGUAUCUACGGAAGUUUCAGCCGCAUUGCUUUGACCCAAGUCUGGAACCCACCAAGAGCUGCAGGAGUCCUCCUUCUCUGUUCAACGGCUUCAUCCUGGACCCCAAAGACUUUUACAGCAUUGGCAGUAAAAUCGAAUAUUCUUGUAUUGAUGGUCAUCAUCUGGUGGGAAAUCCCAUCGCUGAGUGUACAGAGAAGGAAACCUGGAGGAAAUCCUCAAUGGAGUGCAAACGGACAUCAUGUGUUCCUCCUGUCCUGCCCAUGGGGGUUUUUCCCAAUCAGUGGAGUUUCACUUAUAAGAUCGGAGCCUCGGUCCUGCUGCAGUGUGCAGAUGGAAGAAAGAGAAUCGGUGUAGAGGAGAUUCGGUGUAACUCGGGUCUGUCCUGGUCACCUGACCCCAUAAACACGAAAUGUGUCACAGAAGAGACCACACCAACUCAGGUUCACUGUCAGCCGUGGGAGAAACAAGCCCAGGACAAAUGUGUCUGUAAAAAUCCCUAUCAGUGCGAGCCAUCUCUGGAGGUGUGUGUGAACAGUACACAGAGAAUUUGGCACGGCAUAAAGAGUGUGUGUAAAGUUCGAGCUCAGCAGUGUUUGGGUCAACACCAUAUAGUAGCUGAUCACAGCGCCUGCCAGUGGCCCGAGUCCGUUACUGCAGCAUGUCCUCAGUGCUCACUCUGGACCACGUGUGAUGAUGAAACAAAGACAUGUCACUGUAAAUCCUUGGACGAGUGUAUCCCUUCAUCUCGCUGGAUCAACAUCUGCGUACGUUUAACUAAGGACUCUGAGAUAUCCACAGUAACGGAGUGUGAGGUCGGAGUGCGUCGUUGCCGAGGGGAAACUCCUCAAAUCCUGAAACUGCAGGCGUGUGAGGAGUAACAUCUGGAACAUUCCUUUACAUAAACUUCACCUCCUUCUCCUAAAGAACAUCAUCACUAUAACCCUGAAAAUGUAUAUAACCUUCACCUCCUUCUCCUAAAGAACAUCAUCACUAUAACCCUGAACAUGUAUAUAACCUUCACUUUUUAACAGCAAAGAUACUGAUCAUCUGAGUGACUGCAGCCAAGUGAUGCUGCCGCAAACUCCACAUACGUUCACUGGAUUCAUAUUAUCAGGAUAUAUAUAUAUAUAUAUAUAUAUAUGUGUGUGUGUGUGUG
This is a messenger RNA of Silurus meridionalis, 2783 nucleotides long. RefSeq names its product complement component 7a (gene c7a). The transcript is spliced from 18 exons. Gene Ontology annotation, molecular function: protein binding. Gene Ontology annotation, cellular component: membrane attack complex. The record is from RefSeq and is a predicted model, not a curated record. Bases 16 to 2505 code for a protein of 829 amino acids. Gene Ontology annotation, biological process: immune response. Lineage: Eukaryota; Metazoa; Chordata; Actinopteri; Siluriformes; Siluridae.